Hevea brasiliensis (rubber tree) is the source of this 1719-nucleotide messenger RNA. Its product is annotated as NAC transcription factor 56. Gene Ontology annotation, biological process: regulation of DNA-templated transcription; system development. The transcript has 3 exons. Bases 180 to 1217 code for a protein of 345 amino acids. Gene Ontology annotation, molecular function: DNA binding. The record is from RefSeq and is a predicted model, not a curated record. Lineage: Eukaryota; Viridiplantae; Streptophyta; Magnoliopsida; Malpighiales; Euphorbiaceae.
AUGCAAUAACUCUGGUAAUUAGUCUUUAGCCCAUCUGCCCAUUUAAGAGAGAAAAUGGACAUGGCUAGCAUUUGAAGAACAAACCUUCAAAAUUUUAACAUGCUCUUCCCUCAAAACCCCUACAAAUCCCACCUCUCAAUCUCUCCGAUUCAAGAAUUCUAAGAGCCGGCCAAUACCUAAUGGAGAGCACCGAUUCGUCUUCAGGCUCGCAACAGCCCAACCUUCCACCGGGGUUCAGGUUCCAUCCUACCGACGAAGAGCUAGUGGUUCACUACCUCAAGAAAAAGGCCUCCUCUUCUCCUCUUCCGGUAGCAAUUAUCGCAGAAGUUGAUCUUUACAAGUUUGAUCCCUGGGAAUUACCGGCGAAGGCGACAUUUGGCGAGCAAGAAUGGUACUUUUUUAGUCCAAGAGACCGGAAGUACCCCAACGGUGUGAGGCCAAACAGGGCAGCAACUUCAGGGUAUUGGAAGGCCACCGGAACUGAUAAGCCAGUAUUAACUUCUGGGGGUACUCAAAAGGUUGGUGUUAAGAAAGCUCUUGUUUUCUAUGGAGGGAAGCCCCCGAAAGGAAUCAAAACCAAUUGGAUCAUGCAUGAGUACAGAUUAGCAGAUAAAAAAGUCAGUAACAAGCCCCCAGGAUGUGACUUGGGCAACAAGAAAAACUCCUUAAGGCUUGACGAUUGGGUUUUGUGUCGAAUAUACAAGAAAAAUAACACACUUCGACCAAUGGAUCACGAUAAAGAUGAUUCUGUGGAGGAUAUGCUUGGAUCAAUACCACCAUCGAUAUCAGUUGGUACCCAACAGAAUACGAAACUGCAGCUCGUAAAUGGCCCAAACUAUGAAGCAUUGGUUGAAAAUGAGCAGAAUUUUUUUAACGCAAUGUUAAGCAACGAUGGCAUUAAUAACACUAACUUUUUCUCUCAGUUGGCCUCUUCAACCUCUAGACCUGCAGAGCUGUCUAUGCUUCCUCUCAAAAGAACACACCCAUCUCUGUAUUGGAGCGAUGACGACGCGGGUGGACCUCCAUCAAGCAAGAGAUUUCAGGGGGAUAAUGGAGAUGGAAGUGUUGUGAGGACUGAUGGGAACGGUUCCAUAGCCUCUCUGCUUAGCCAGCUCCCACAAACACCUCCAUUGCACCAACAAACAAUGUUGGGGUCUAUGGGAGAUGGGAUUUUUAGGCCACCAUACCAGCUAUCAAACCUGAAUUGGUAUUCUUGAGUCUUGAUUCAUUCAAGGUGGAGGGAGAUGUGAUAUAUAUACAUAUAUAUAGUGUCUUGAUUAGUUCUAUAUUCGGGGAAGAAUGGCAAAAUGAGAUGUUAUAUACUUGUUCAUAAGUACAGUUGAAACUAGUUAUAUAUCAGCUUCAGAUUGGGAUUGUUGAGAUUUUGGUUGUUAGGGAUGAGAUUAGAGAGUAAUUCAUUGGCCUCCAGUAUCUUCCAGGGUAACGUGUAGCUGCCAAUUUCCUGGUAAGGCCAUCGAUACUCUCAUAUAUAUAUAUAUAUAUAUAUACAUACAUAGGUUCAUAUAAAUGAUAUAUAUAGUUCACAAUAUAUACAUAUUUGGUUGUUAUAAUUAGGCACUCAAAAGGAAAAAUUGAGAUGUUCAUCUUCAUGUAGAAAAAUAAAAUUGAUAAAUGAUAUAUAUAUUUUGCUUGUGGGUAUGUACAUUUAACCUUGUAGAACUCUUAUUAUUAAUUAAUCAUUUUUAAGAUAUUAUUAUU